AACGGGACAUUCAUCAUCCGAUCUUCACUCUUUCAGCGUCGAUAUUGCCCAAGUAAGACAAAUUGAGAGUAAGAUGGACAAGACAUUAUCGACACCCUUGCGCCACGAUCUCUCGCAAUGACCGAUCCGCUGUCGAUUACGACCGGCGUUGCAGGCCUCCUUUCGCUUGCUGGUAGCGUUAUAAGUCAAUGCUAUCAAUAUGGCUGUGGUGUUGCCGACGCUCCGGAAGAAGCAAAGAGGCUCGCUUUCGAGGUUACAAAUUUGAGUGGACUGUUGGUAGGUGUUCAGAACCUGGCCAAACACCACCAAUUCCCAACGCAAGACAUUCAACCUAUCUUGAAAGAAUGCGAUACUUCGCUACAAACUCUCUCGUCAAGACUUCGAGAUCACGGUCCACAUCCGAACAACAAGGCUUCUACCACCAGACGAACGAUCAAGAGGUUACUAUGGCCUUUGAGGAAAACUGACACCGAGAAUCUGAUAGCCUUGUUGGAAAGGCACAAGAGAUCAUUGUCGUUGGCCCUAGACACUUUUUCUGCAGACACCAUCCUACAUCAAAGGGCAACAUUGGACCAUGUCUCGGACACUCUAUCAGAUUUGUCUCUCGAAUAUAGAUCUAAUCAUACCAAUCACCAGCGCCAGCAGAUCCUAGACUGGCUUUCUGACUAUCAACAUGAGGCACAGUACCGUCAGGGGUUUCAACUCCACUGCUCGAAAACUUGUUUGUGGCUUCUGGAGGAUCCAGAAUUCAUCAAGUGGUCUCAACGUAGGUCGUCUCUGUUAUGGAUGCAUGGCCCGGCGGGAUCUGGCAAGACCGUGGCGACCAGCUAUCUGAUCCAUCACCUCACCCACCAUCUCUCGGCGGAGGGUCAUUUACUAGCCUAUUUCUACUACGACGCCAGCACGAUAGAAAGCCUCACGCCAGAGACGUUCUUUGGGGCAUGCAUCAAACAAUUCUGUUCUCAACUCCCCGAGAUCCCUGACAACAUACGGGAUGCAUAUAAAAGGGCCGCCGAUAGGUUAGGGACACCCAGGCAAGCCAGUCUCAACGAACUCCAAAACUUCCUCACCCGACUUCUGGACAAGGCCAGGUCAUGUAUCAUCCUCGUUGACGGUCUCGACGAGACCCCAGAUUACGGGGUUGUGUGUGACUUCCUCACCUCAACAAUCACAUCGGGACACCACCCACUGCGCGUCUUCAUCAGCAGUCGUCCUGAUGUCGACCUCCGGCGCCGCCUGGGCGGGUUUCAAGAGAUUCUCGUCCCCGAGACCGCCGUGGAAGAUGACAUUGGUCUUUAUAUUCGGUCACGGAUCGGUCACGACACCAGACUUCGACACAUGAGUGACAAGAUGAAGCAAAAGGUCGAAUUGAGUCUCCGUGUUGAUUCACACGGGAUGUUCCGAUGGGUUCAAUGUCAACUCGACGCGAUAUCACGUCUUCGAACCGACGCGGCGAUAAAGCAGGCCCUGACCUCACUUCCAUCCAGUCUCGAAGGCGCAUACACUCGCAUCUUGCGAUCCAUUCCGAACGAGGAUAUCAUGUACGCACGCCGAGCUCUUUUGUGGCUCGCUCACGCUUCCUCUCCGCUCACUUUGCCCGAACUUGCCACCGUGGUCGCCCUUGAACCACCCAGUAUUGUCCUCGAAACCGGUCAUCUCGAUCCCGACCUCGCCCUCAACGACCCUUCGGACGUCCUCGAGAUCUGCGGCAGUCUCGUGUCUUACAACCCCAUUUCUGGCACGACGAGGCUGGCGCAUCAUUCGGUCCGCGAGUUUCUGACUCAGAGACUCGAUCGGACCAGUGAAUUCCACAUUCCACCCAAAGAGUCCCACCGUACGAUGGCCGAGAUUUGUUUGAUGUACCUCCUACUCGACGAUUUUGCGAAAGGUCCUCUAUUCCCUCGAGAGUUUCAGGAAACCUGUGUCAAGUAUCCUCUGUUGAGAUACGCGGCUACGAAUUGGACAUUUCAUCUCUCCAUGGCAGAUGAAUCAUCAUCGUCAAGAAAUUCUUCUCGUCCGAAGUGUGGUUCUAAUACUACAAAGUCGUGGAUUUCUGAGAAAGUGACUACCAGCAGUAGUACAUAUUACAGUAACGACGAAAAAGGGGCGAGUGACCUUGAAAAGAAUAAUGAUACCGAACAAGUUCUCCUUCCAUUGAUAUUACGACUCUUCACACCAUCCUCCAACCCUCGGUUUUACUUCUGGCUCCAGACCAUCCUCUCGGAUAGUAGGCAUGGGUACUUGCCUCCCAACUCUGACCUGGUCCGAGCGACGCCGUUGUACUACGCCGCGAGUUACGGACUCACCGAGACAGUACGUGCCUUGAUUUCCGGUCUUGAGGACAACGACGACGACGACAACGGUGGUCGUCCCGACUUUUUGAAUACUCGCGCAGGUCGAUAUGGCGGUACGGCGUUGCACGCCGCGGUAUGGCGCAACAGGCCCGACAUUUUGAAACUCUUACUCGACGCCGGUGCUGACCCUACCGUCGAGGACGACAAUGGCAUGACCCCUGUUCAACUGGCGUAUUGGAGUAAAAAGGGAAAUACCUUGAUGGACUUGUUCCCCGAAAGUCUCAGACUAGGAGACAAGUUGGGCAUGUAGUGAGCCGUCUCGACGUUAUGGCACCAUAUGUAUUGGUAUUGGC
Molecule: messenger RNA, 2647 nt
Organism: Exophiala oligosperma
Lineage: Eukaryota; Fungi; Ascomycota; Eurotiomycetes; Chaetothyriales; Herpotrichiellaceae
Exons: 4
Coding region: 118-2604 (828 amino acids)
Molecular function (GO): protein binding
Source: RefSeq, a predicted model, not a curated record